Penicillium canescens is the source of this 1169-nucleotide messenger RNA. RefSeq names its product SANT/Myb-like DNA-binding domain-containing protein. The transcript is spliced from 6 exons. Gene Ontology annotation, cellular component: nucleus. Gene Ontology annotation, molecular function: RNA polymerase II cis-regulatory region sequence-specific DNA binding; DNA-binding transcription factor activity, RNA polymerase II-specific. The coding region runs from base 579 to 1169 and encodes 196 amino acids. Gene Ontology annotation, biological process: mitotic cell cycle; positive regulation of transcription by RNA polymerase II. Lineage: Eukaryota; Fungi; Ascomycota; Eurotiomycetes; Eurotiales; Aspergillaceae. The record is from RefSeq and is a predicted model, not a curated record.
AUUCAACUAUUAACUAUUAAACUAUCAAACUAUUAAACUAUACAAAUGCUGAAUGUUGUGAUAUGAGGUGACUCCAUCCCCGCUCUCUUCUGUCUCUGCCAUUUCUCUCUCUUCUCCUCUUCUCUCUGUAACCUUGUCUCUCUCUCACUUGUCCUCUUUCUCCCUCUCUCUUCUUUUCUCCUGACCUGUCUCUCUUUCUUACUUAAGUCAACAUUCUCUUCCUUCCAGCCUCAUGUUCUCCCCGUAUUCGGAAGAAUUCGAGGUCCCCGAAUCGACGCUUCGACCAUGCGAUUUUGACCUGUGAGCCCAACCUCCCUUGACUCUCUUCCUCUCCCCCCCCUAUACACUCCGAUCGGGGUCUGGAACUUCCCUAUGUCGCGAGAUAUACCUUUCCUCUGUCGUUGUCACCCUUUGUCAGUCUGGUUCUGCCUGGGGUGCGCCUGUGUCAUCGUCUUUGGUGUAACGCUUUCCGACCAAGGCGCGCCAAGUACCAGAUCCUGCUAACCCCCCUACGCGGCCUUUUUGUAUGUACAGAUGAAUCGACACAGUGUGAUUGAAAACUGCAUGUGUCUUUCACCAUGUCUUCUCCCCCGACCUCAAAGCGUAUCAAGACCUCGGCCACCACCAGCGCUCCGCCUCACAUGCUCGCUCAACAACAAAUCCAUCCUUUUCAUCGUGUGCCGACCUUCGAAGGCAUUCCCAUCCCUACUGCGCCGAUACCUACUCAACAACCGCACGGGACGUCGCGCAAGCGCCCACCUUCUCCUGCGACAGGAUCGUCCAUGAUGGCUGCCCCCGUGAAUCCGGCGGGCGGCGCGAUCGAGGGUGACCCGAACGCUUUUCCGCAAGUCGAGUCCACGCCCAAGAAAAAGGGGCGGACGAAUACUCCAUGGACUGCCGAGGAGGAGCAACGGCUUAAGACUAUGCGCGACGCAGGCCGAAGCUGGUCCGAAAUCGCAAAGACUUUCCCAACCCGUACCGAGGGAAGCGUCAAGAAACACUGGUACAAGGACAUGCACUACGCCGAAUUCGCCGAAGAUGAGUCUAUGAAACUUCGGGAAGCCAUCAAGGAGUAUGAGGCAAACAAGUGGAAGGUAAUCGGUCAGAAAGUCGGCAAGCCAGCCAAAGCCUGCGAACAAUAUGCCAAAGAGCAUUUCAAGAACGUCUGA